Molecule: messenger RNA, 2117 nt
Organism: Tinamus guttatus (white-throated tinamou)
Lineage: Eukaryota; Metazoa; Chordata; Aves; Tinamiformes; Tinamidae
Source: RefSeq, a predicted model, not a curated record
UCUCCUCAGCUAUGAGGAAAUCAAUAGGAUUUCAGGUCUCUGUGGUUGCCUGCAGCAUCCUGUUCUUAUGCUCCAAUCCACCAUGCCUUGCAUCUCAGGACCUGGAGGAGGGGGAUGUGACAAAGCUCCAGCCUGGCCCAUGGGCUGAGAAUGGGGUAGAAGAUGAAAGGAUAAGCUUGUCAUCUUUGAAAAAUAUCCUGGACCCCUCUGAGCAACCAGUCUCUGAAGAGGCGUUUGGAGUGUCAGCAAAGUCAUCUGAGAUGCCCUUAAGUGAAGCUUUCACAGCUGAAAGAGAAAUACAGCCUGCAAGCCCAAGGCCUGUCUUUCCAAGCAGCCAGAGCCUGGAUGUUUACACCCCUGCUGGGGCAGUGACUGCUGCAGAAGAGAAGGAAUUUGAUCCUGCGAAGCCAGAGAAGGAGCUGAAUGGCAAUGGUGAGCUCAAGGCCAUGCUCACCACAGCUGUGACCACCUUGAGCCCUUCCCUGGAGGAGGAACCUGUGAGUGGCCCUGCUAGCAAGAGCCCUGUGGAGGAUAGUGCUGAGGUAGAGGCUGGCUUUGCCAGUGUCCUGGCAGCUGUCACAGAAAGCGGAUUUGCUGCCUUGGAGAAGGCAGGGAGUAACUUGGACAGCUUGACUGCACUCAGUGAGCAAGUUCCCACUUUGCUCCCCAGCACUCCCAGUCUGGAAGUGGCAGGUGACUACUCUGUGAUCCCUAGUCCUGAGCCUCAAAGUGUGGACUCGGAAGCUGAAACCCCAAGUGCAGACAUGGGGAGCCCUUUGCAGAUACUGACUGCACCAGGACGUGUUGCUGCAAACCUCCCUCUUGCACCUACUGAGGUUUCCUUCCCUGUGGAAGUGGGGAUGGAUGGCAAGCAAGGAGAGCUGCCUGUCAUGCCUAGCACUGUCACUGUCCACCCAACUGACUCGGUGCCUCCUGACUGGGAUGACACGAAACUAGGGAAUAUAAGUCAAGGGGGAAACCUGCAGCGUGAGGAGAUGAGAGAGGAUCAAGCGGCAGCAGAACCACCUCGGACCCCCCAGGGAGAUGUGGGGGAGGAAGAUGAUGUGACAAGAGUGCUGCCAUCUCCUGUAUCUGCUCCAGCAACCCCUGGCACUGCCAAGGAGAGCAACUCCACAGCUCUGGUGUCAGCACAGAGGGAGGAAAUGCCAGUAGCUUCCACAGGCCGCAGUGAUGUUUCUCUCACUGUGAGCUUGACAGGAAUAGACACAUCUGAUUUAAACUCUCUGGAAAAUACAGACACAGUCACAGCAGAGGAAAGGAAGAGCAUUGCUCUGUCAUUGCCAGAGGCUGCUGUGGUGACAGAGAUAAAAUCGGAUGUCCUUCCUGCUCUGAGAAGCUCACUAGAAGGUGUCACCCAGGAGAUGACAACAGCUCCCCAGGACACUGAUGCUGCCCCAUCAGUUGUGACCUUGGCACCUGGUGCUACCCAGGGAACUAGAGUGGAAAGUCUUCCUUGGGAGGAAAGUAGGAGGGAUACCCAGAUGCCAGCUGUUUCCAGUCCCACCCAGAUGUUGACAGCAACUGAUGCUGCUUCCACAGCAGAAACUCUAGAUGUUGAAGAUUUCACAGAUGUGGUCCCAGACACCAGUGAAAAGACUGUUCUACCUCCUGGUGAUUCCUCUGCUACCCAGCCUGGACAGACAGAGGAGCCACCCAGCAGACCUGUGGUACUGGUGACACCAGCAUCAAUGGCCUCUGUGAGGAGGACUGCUCUUCCCUCCGUGAGGAAGAUCAGUACGGCUGUGACCUACGGGCUGGACCGGCUGGAGUCAGAAGAGGGUGAGGAAGAAGAGGAGGAGGAAGAGGAGGAGGAAGAAGAGGAGGAGGAAGAGGAAGACGAGGAGGACAAGGACAUAGACUCGAUGGAUGAAAGCCUGGAGGGUGACACCGAGCUGCCAGGCUUCACGCUGCCGGGUGAGACCUCCCAGGAGCCCCUGGCCGGGCUGGAGAACCCCGCGGCGCAGCUGGCCGGGGUGUCCUAUCAGGUUCCCGACACCAUCGAGUGGGAGCAGCAGAACCAAGGUCUAGCACGUUUGCUGCUGGAGGAGAAGUCUCAGGACAGGAGAUGUCUCUCAGAUGCCUUGGAGAGGAGGCAG